Molecule: messenger RNA, 1409 nt
Organism: Sardina pilchardus (European sardine)
Lineage: Eukaryota; Metazoa; Chordata; Actinopteri; Clupeiformes; Clupeidae
Gene: nudt9
Product: nudix (nucleoside diphosphate linked moiety X)-type motif 9
Exons: 8
Coding region: 13-1065 (350 amino acids)
Molecular function (GO): ADP-ribose diphosphatase activity
Source: RefSeq, a predicted model, not a curated record
ACGUCACUGGAAAUGGUGUCUAGUUUAGUGUGUAGGCUACUUCCUAGUGACUGCGCCGCAAGUGUCUGCAGAUCAGGAAUGAGGCAGGUGUUCAGCCGCUGGCUCGGUCCGAUCCACGUAGCGCUGACUCUGUUCGGAUUGCCGUAUUCUGUGUGUGCGAAAGGGACUUGCCCGGUUAAAUCCAUCAGCACCGGUGUGUCCUGCCGCGCUGCGAACCUCGGUGUCAUGUCGACCCGCCUGCACGUGAAAGCGCGGAGCCCUGUCUACCCGGGAUCAGACACGCGCCGAUUCCCGGUGCCCGAUGACAAGGUGUUCUGGGAGACGGAGUGGCCCGAGUACAGUCCCGCGGAGUACACGGCUCCGCCUGUGGCGGCCAACCCCGUUUGGGCGGAUCCCGGCAUCGGCUCCUUCUCGCCGCAGUUCAAUGCUCUUGACGGGUCAAUGGAUCGACGCAGCCAUGAGGGAGAGUACCGUGUUCAGGACCAGCGACCUCUGAACCCUCGGGGGCGGACGGGGAUUAGUGGGAGGGGCCUACUGGGAAAGUGGGGACCCAAUCACGCGGCAGAUCCCAUCGUCACCAGGUGGAAGACGGACGAGGCAGGCCAGCGCUUGUCUAACUCAGCAUCUAAUCUCCCCGUCCUGCAGUUUGUGUCCAUCCAGAGAAAAGACUGUGGAGAGUGGGCCAUACCUGGGGGCAUGGUGGAUGCAGGAGAGCGUGUGUCUCUGACGCUGCAGAGAGAGUUUUCUGAAGAGGCGCUCAACUCUCUAGAGACGGCCAACAGGGAGGAGCUUCACCAACGCAUCACACAACUCUUCAGCUCACCUGGCCUACAGGUGUAUAAGGGUUAUGUUGAUGAUCCGAGAAACACAGACAACGCAUGGAUGGAAACGGUAGCUGUGAACUUCCAUGAUGACUCAGGCGACAGCGUGAGCGCUCUUCCUCUGGAGGCGGGGGAUGAUGCGGGUCACGUCAGCUGGAUCGACGUUGACUCCGCCCAGCCUCUCUACGCUAGCCACUCCCACUUCCUGGAAACAGUUGCUAAGGAACGCCACGCCCACUGGUGACCAGGGCAGCAGGACGUGUCGUCACGGGGACAACAGAAACAAUAGCGUCUUCAUCACCAUCGAGGCGGCCCGCUCACCUGCUCGGAGUACCCACAAUGCACCUGCACUGACCACCGCCCGCUUCUACCCACAAUGCACCUGUGUGAGAGGGGCGUUUCGUACACAUUCCCCCAACAUCACGCUAAUGGUUCUGAUUACACUUUGAAUAUGUCUGAAGUUCUGCUUGUGUUUGGUCAAGUGACACAUUAACCGAUUAUAUUACAAACUCAACUAAUUACAUUAAAUUACAAAUGAGUAUAUUACACACUCAACUAAUCACAUUAAAUUACAAAUGAUCAACUCCA